CGUGUUAAAAUCUUAUUGAUCAUUGUUUAGAUUAGUUCAAUAACAUUGUAUGCGUCUUUUCUUUUAGCACAAUAGCAAAGAAAUAGUAUGGUUAAUGAACAGAGGCGGAGAUUACAGGCACAAUAAUGUCUGGUCGAAGUGACAUUGACGAACACAAUCAACGAGUUUUAGAAAGUCUUAGUCCUGGGGACCGUGUAGAAUUUAGCAGAGGAAUUUAUUCCCACUGGGGAAUUUAUAUCGGUCAAGGGAAAGUAAUUCACUUGGCUCCACAAGAUGCUUCAGAAAUCCAAGCUAACUCCGAAAGUACACAUUUUAAUAUUGGAUGCAAAAUGUAUAAAAAGGCUCUAGUAGGUACCGAUGAUUUCUUGAAGGUUGCUGGGAAAUACAAGGCUUUCCGUAAUAAUAGUCUUGACAUGAAACUGAAAUACACUAGCUGUAGACUUUGUAGCUGCUUAAUGUGUGCCAAAGUUUUCUAUUUCAGAGCCUUAAGUCCUGAAACUAUAGUGCACCAAGCAAUGCCCAAACUUGGUGAGGUCGGCUACAAUUUCAUUACCGCCAACUGUGAGCAUUUUGCAAACUGGUGCAGGUAUGGACAAAGAAAAAGUCAACAGAGUGCCCCAGGAAGCACGAACCCAGCAUUCCACGACAUUCGCAUUCUUCAACACUACACCAUUUAA
This is a messenger RNA of Biomphalaria glabrata, 677 nucleotides long. Its product is annotated as phospholipase A and acyltransferase 3-like. Gene Ontology annotation, biological process: N-acylphosphatidylethanolamine metabolic process. NCBI's taxonomy places the organism in Eukaryota, Metazoa, Mollusca, Gastropoda, Planorbidae. Gene Ontology annotation, cellular component: cytoplasm. The coding region runs from base 126 to 677 and encodes 183 amino acids. Gene Ontology annotation, molecular function: glycerophospholipid phospholipase A1 activity; A2-type glycerophospholipase activity. The transcript has 4 exons. The record is from RefSeq and is a predicted model, not a curated record.